Messenger RNA from Pedinophyceae sp. YPF-701, 2547 nucleotides. Lineage: Eukaryota; Viridiplantae; Chlorophyta; Pedinophyceae. The record is from the annotation of a GenBank genome assembly.
AUGGAGAAAUCCGCCCAGGCCUCGUCUGCGGGCAAGCGGCCGGUCAGACACCCUCUGGGCAUACGGCCGCUGCCGUCGCGGGGUCCGAAGGUCGUCGAGACGGGAUGUCUGGCGCAGGAACGGCGAGGCAGGGCGGCCAUGCGGCCCCCGUCUGCCUUGCGGGGGGGAGCAGGUGGCUCCGGAGGCGGCGACGCGCGGCCCCAGUACCUGUACGACCGCAAGACGGGCCUUCCAAUCGUGAGGGACAACCUGUCGUACGGCGACCUGCUGCGCGACAUCCGGACGGAGAAGGUCCAGGCGCUGCACUGGCUGUCGUCGCUCGAGGACGAGCCGCGCGUGCAGGGGCCGUGCCUGGUGGAGUACCGGGACGGGUCGAUCAAGCAGGCGCACGUGCCGUCGUAUGACACGCGCACGAUGUACGCGAUGGAGACGCACGGCGUCAGGGGCACGCGCUUCAAGGCGCGCCCGGCCAACAUCACGGCCACGUUCGAGCCGAGCCAGGCCAUGAUGACCUUCUUCAACAAGGGCAUCCCCGCGAUCGGUCUCCUGAUCAUCUGGGCGGCGGCGCAGUACGCGUCGCACCUCAAGGGCGAUAAGGGCGACCGCGCGGACGUCAGGGCGUAUGAGCGUGACGAGCGGAAACGCAGCCAGGCCAAACAGAAGGAGGACACGCGGAUGUACGAGGCGCAGUUCAUGGCGGAGCGCGGCGCGACGAAGGCGCAGAUCAUGGAGCGCCUCAAGCGCAACAACAUGCAGGACCUCUUCACGGAGGAGGACGUCGACGAGAUCAUCGCCGCGGCGCAGCGCAAGCGCAAGGCCGCGGGCGAGGACGUCGGGCUCUUCGGCGUCAAGACGGAGCUCCGCGUCAACACGCGCGAACAGUUCAAGAAGCAGCAGGAGGCCGCGCAGGCGGCGCGCGAGGCAGCCAGGGAGGAGGAGGGCCUCUCGGAGAUGGAGUCGGCGCAGCGGAUGCUGCAGAUGCGCACGGUGAAGCGGAAGAGCCCCGCGACGAAGAACUACCGCGCGCAGGAGCUCAAGCGGAAGCUGCGGCAGCGCGGGACCAAGGUGCAGGACGACGACAGCGAGGUGUUCUUCGACGACGUGGCGGGCAUCGGGGAGGCCAAGGCGGAGCUGCAGGAGGUGGUGGACUUCUUCGUCGAGGGCGACCGCUUCAAGGCGUCGGGCGCGAAGAUGCCCAAGGGGGUGUUGCUGUGCGGUCCCCCGGGGACGGGCAAGACGCUGCUGGCGCGGGCGGUGGCGGGCGAGGCCGGCGCGGAGUUCCUGUCCGUGAACGCGUCGGAGUUCGUGGAGAUGUUCGUCGGCGUCGGCGCGGCGCGCGUGCGCGACCUGUUUGCGUCGGCGCGCGCGCUGGCGCCGUGCAUCAUCUUCAUCGACGAGAUCGACGCGGUGGGGCGCGUCCGCGGCGGCGCGCAGGGCAACGACGAGCGCGACCAGACGCUCAACCAGAUGCUGUCGUGCAUGGACGGGUUCGACUCGGAGACGGACGUGGUGGUCAUCGCGGCGACGAACCGGAAGGACAUCCUGGACCCGGCGCUGAUCCGGCCGGGGCGGUUCGACCGCAUCGUGUACGUCGACGUGCCGGACUUCGACGGGCGCAUCGAGGUGAUGAAGGUGCACCUGCGGAACAAGGUGUGCGACAUUGACGCGCUGGACCUGCGGAGCAUCGCGUUCGAGACGCAGCGGUACUCCGGCGCGCAGCUCGCGAACCUGAUCAACCAGGCGGCGGUCAUCGCGGGGCAGCGCGCGGAGCUCGACGCGGAGGGGAACGUCGUGCGCGAAACGGCGACCAUCACGCAGGACGACCUGCGGCGGGCGCUGGAGUACGAGCGGCUCGGGCCGCGCGUGCACGUGCGCGGCGCGGACCGCCUGCGGCGCAUGGCGAUCCAGGAGGCGGCGACGUGCGUCAUCGCCACGCUGAUGCCCUCCCUGGAGGAGGUGAGCAGCGCGACGAUCGUCCCGCGCGAGAAGCACCCGCUGGGGCACACCGUGCUCAAGAUCUGCGAGCAGCGCGAGGCGACGAAGCUCUUCACGCGGAGGUACCUCGAGGAGCAGCUGCGGAUGGAGCUCGCAGGUCGUGCCGCGGAGGAGGUGUUGCUGGGCGUGGACGAGCUGUCGUCCAUCAACCAACGGAGACUGGUGAAUGCACGGCGCAUCGUGGAGAAGCUCGUCGUGUCGGAGGCCCUGAUCGGCCACAACGGCUCGAACGCCGCGCCGCGCACCAUUGCCCGGAAGCUCGAGGGCGUCGGCGGAGCGAAGAAGACGUUCCAGGUGGUGCCCGACACGGUGUCGGGGAGCACGCAUGCGGGCUGCGACGAGCAGAUGACGGCGCUGCUGAGCGAGGCGUACGACGACGCGCGCGCGAUGCUCGUGCGCAACCGCGCGGCGCUCGAGGCGCUCGUCGACGAGCUGCUCGAGAAGGAGAGCCUGACUGGCGAGCAGGUGCGAGACCUGGUUUCUCGCCUGGGGGACAAACGGGACCUGGAGGUGGCGGAGAAGGAGGGGCGCGAGGAGGAGGUGCUGCUGUGA